Molecule: messenger RNA, 468 nt
Organism: Anisakis simplex (herring worm)
Lineage: Eukaryota; Metazoa; Nematoda; Chromadorea; Rhabditida; Anisakidae
Source: the annotation of a GenBank genome assembly
AUUGGAAUGAAUCAGCAUAUCCACUUGGGUAAUGCACUUUAUGAACGAUAUGUAACACAGGAAAAAUUUCUUGGAAAGUCGUUGAACUAUUGGGAGAUGUACAUUCGAUCAACUGAUGUCAAUCGAACACUAAUCUCUGCCUACUCAAAUUUAAUUGGUAUGUACUACGGCCGAACAGAGGCUGAACCAAACAAAAAUUAUCCUAAUAAUACGCGAUGGCCUGGGCAACUGGUGCCUUUUCCAGUUCACAGCGUAGCUAGAGAUACAGAUUAUGCCGGUGAUCCGCUAGCUCCGAAUUGUCCAAGACUUUAUUGGUUGCUGGAUAAAUCGAAGGAAACACCUGAAUAUAUCAAACUCCGCAACGAUAGUCAGAAAUUCCUCGAUUGGCUUACAGAAGUGUGCGGUGAGGAGGUGGACUUGAUACGAUUGUGGGACAUACGUGAUGCUACAUUCAUUGAGGUACACUGA